This is a messenger RNA of Antechinus flavipes (yellow-footed antechinus), 6667 nucleotides long. RefSeq names its product KIAA0408 ortholog. The record is from RefSeq and is a predicted model, not a curated record. The transcript has 5 exons. Lineage: Eukaryota; Metazoa; Chordata; Mammalia; Dasyuromorphia; Dasyuridae. Bases 7 to 2079 code for a protein of 690 amino acids.
GUUGUCAUGGACCUUCAAAAGCAAUGGGAGACAAAGGACACAAACUGGAUUAAGGAAAGAAUGGAAUUGCUGGACCAAUUUGACAAUGAAAGAAAAGAAUGGGAAAGCCAAUGGAAAGUUAUGCAGAAGAAGAUAGAAGAGCUUUGCCAGGAAGUAAAGCUCAGGAGGGAGAGCAAGAAGAAUGAUUGUUCCAAAACUGUUGAACAUAAUAAGAAUGUCCAAAGUAAAAUAGCACCAUUUAGACCACAUUCCUCAAAUUCAGGACAAUGUGACACUGCAGUACUGAAUGAUGGAUUCUAUCCUGUAAGUCCAAAUCCAGACUCUAUGAAAGGAGGCAGCUUUCUUGAGGAAAAUAUAUCAGUGAAUAAAUCCAAAAUGGUGUUCAUGGACCCUCUGACUACAGGGAACCAAAAGAAAUGUGAUGGUGCAUCUGACUUGAAGAUUUCUGAGGCAGAAAAAAGGAGCUGUACUCAUGCUCUCAAUACAGCUCUUGAGGAACUUGCCAAAGUUAGUGAAGAAUUAUGCAACUUUCAAGAGGAAAUCCAAAAGAGAUCUAACCCUAGAAGGAUGAAGUCAGCUCCUUUUCUCCAGGAAACAGUUAAUCUUGAUGUGAAUCACAUGGUCAGCAAUGGCCCCCCAACGACUCAAAUUGGUUUUGAUAUAGAAAAACAAAUAAAUAGAAAAAAGCCAAUCCAUUUUGAUAAUAUAGCCCAUGACACUCCUAUUAAAAACAGUCUUGUGGAUACACUUUUUUUGCAAAGAAAUGAAACUCCACCAAUCCCUCCUCCAAGGAGUACUUCUCGAAACUUGCCAAGCUCAUAUUCUAGAGAUUUCCUGGUCUUUGAUGGUCCAAAGGAAAAUUUAGACAAGUGGGAGACACAAGACUGCAGCAGUAAAAGGAAUUAUAGUAAUAACUUCCCUGAAAAGCCACAUGAAGCAACUGUGUCCAGCCCAUAUGAACAGAACACUUUGAAAAAUCAAAUUCCUUUUGCCACUUCAGUGGAAAUAGCCAAAACAGAUAGUGAAACUCAAUGUAAUAAGGACUUGGUGACUAAUAUAUGGCCACAUGAAAUAAGCAAUCUUGGAACAAGUGUGAAGAGUAUGCCCUCAAUAUUGUGGUUUCCAAAAACUUGCCUUAACUCUGAUAAGCUUCCAUAUGAGAAGCUAAUUCAAAGUCACCAGGCUAAUUCUGGCGCUGCUUUUCAUGAAAGGGAUGACCUGAAUUCCUCUUUGAAACCUAACAGUGACUCAUUUACAGGAGCUGGUUGCAACUUUGAAAAGAUUUCAAAGAAUGAAAAAUUGGCAGCAAAGACAGAUGAAUUUAACCGAACUGUAUUUCGAACAGACAGAUGUUGCAGUUCAGUACAGCAUAAUCAGAGGCUCUCAAAUUCUUCCAAAGACUCUAAGCCCUGUGAUCCAUUAUGUACAUGUGCAGUUCAGGCAAAAGAAAAUGACAAUCUGUGUUGCGCUCAGAACAGCCUCUCAGUGCUCAAAGAAAGAAUGUCAAAUAGUUUUACCAAAAAAGUCAUGGGAGGGCAAGCUAAGCAAGCACAGGAGCAUCUUAAUACUAGCAAUUAUCAUCACAUGCUUCAUGAACAUAACUGGAGACCCAGUAAUUUGUUAGGUCGUCCACGAUCAGCUGAUCCCAAGUCAAACUAUGGAGUCGUGGAAAAACUGCUGAGAAAUUAUGAGAACUCAACAGGGUCUUUGUCACAAAACUCAAAAUCCUUCCAAGAUCAGUGGACAAAAUUGGAUUGCAAUGUCAUUAACAGUGACAAUGAGACCUUUAGUCAGUGUUUAGAAAUGUUUCCACCAGAACAAGAAAAGCAAGAACUUCAGAUGAAGUCAGUUAUGUCUAUGGAGCAGCAAAGCAAAGAAGGAAUAGAGAGGAAAAACUUAACAAAGGAGUCUGUGGCAAUGAAAUCAACUGAUGGAAAAGGGUUUUCUCGGCCUACCCGGCCAGCAAAUCGACGCCCACCUUCCCGAUGGGCACCCAGAUCCCCAUCUGCACCCCUCGCCUUGAAGAAGACUGUGUAUGACUACUCUUUUUCUCUGCAAUCAGAGACCUCAGUUGUCUGAGUCUUCCUAAGACAGGAUUGGUAGAUCCCAUGGCCAAAGCUCUAGACUUUCUUAACAAACAGAGCAUUCUGUGUGUUUGUAGCCAGUUGUGUCCUGCUCUGUAUCCUUCAAGAUUAAGAAUUCCAUCUAUCAAUAUACAGAACAAGCAGUUAACAAUCUUAACUUUUCAUCAGUCUUCAGUGUUUUUAAUCAACCGAUGAACCAUCUUCCUGUAUUUUUCCUUUGUUUAAUAGUUCAGCACAGCUUUUUUUUUUUAAAUAUCAUCCUCAUUGAUUUGCCAAUUGGAUUUAUGUUUAAAUGGUGUACAUAUUUAUAUAUUCUAAUGUUCCUGCUAACAGCAGAAAGUGAGCUUGUAUGCAUGACAACAUGUCUGUAGGUGCAUGUGUUGAAUAGGAAGUAUCCUGGUAUGUACUUAGGUGAGUCAAAGUUAUGUGCUAGUGUUGAUCUUACAAUUAUAACAUGUAUAUCUAUAUAUCCUUUGUGUUUAUUUUAAAAGUUUGAAAAUAUGCAGUACUGAUAUUUAUAUUUUGGUUAUUUCUUACUUAGAUAAGAAUACUUAGGUAUUCAGCUAUGAUGUUUGGGGUUCAGAGAAAAAGUUAUCUUAGGCACCCCAACUGCAACAAUAUGCAUCGCAAAAUAUGUAUCAUAUACAGAUUCAAGCUUAGUGGAGUAUCUUUGAUAAUAUUCUUAUAGCACUUCUUAACCUUUAUACUGAGAAAACACCAUAGUUGGGCUGAUUUUCCCCCUUUUGUAAUGAAAAAUUGCAUAAUUUGUACCAGAGUAGCCUCCUGAAGCUGAGAGUUCUGCCUAAAAUACCCACAGAUACUUUUCUGUAUUGCUCAGUACAGGAGGUAGCUUUUACUUCAUGUUUGCCUCACUACAAUUUGGGAACUCCAAUUCAUGGGAAACUAGACCUUAAGGAGCUUCUUUUGGUGUUUUAGUAACAAACUCCCCUGCAAAGGGACAUGAAGCAAAGGUCUGCUUUGUUCUAAAUUCUCUGUAGUGAAUAAUUAUCAGUUCAAUUCAACAAAACUUUAAUAAGCUUCUAUUAUAUACCAAGCAUUGGGGACUCAAAGCAAAAUAGUACCUGCCCUCAAAGAGCUUAUAUUUUAUUGGUGGGAAAUAGCAUAUGCUUAAUCAAGUUUUUGUGUAGUCAUACUAUCUAGACUAAUGAACUUUAGGGCAGUGGGUAAAUCUAUACCAACACCUUCAGUUUUUACAGUUGUCACCUUCUUUCUUAAAAUUAUUGGUAUAAAAGAAUAAUUCACUUUAUAUUAUCAAAGAAGAAACAUAUUUUGAUUCUCACCUAAAUUAUGGUGACUUUUCUCUUUUUCUGCUUCAAACAAGUUAUUAUGUAUCUAUAUUCCUAUAUAACAUCAGUUACAGUUUUACAGUUGUGAACUGGCAACAAACUGAAUUUAGAGAGUAUAUAUAUUUCUUUUUACCCUUCUAAGGAAAAUCAAAGUAUUCUGAUCCCUGAAAAAUUAAGAUUUAAGGUUUAGAAAUAACCAUGAUCUUUUACUUGUCUCUCUGACAAGUUUUACAUUGUAUUUAUUUCUCAGAUAUUAACUUCUUUCAAGAGCUUCCUUUGCUGCCAAAAACUUAGUUGGUUCACAUGAUUGGAGUCCUUUGCCCACAGGGAUUCAAAGAGCCUGUUUUUUUUUUUUUGUUUGUUUGUUUGUUUGUUUUAUCAGCAGUCAGAUUAUAGAAAUGUACUUUACCCUGGAUGAGGUCUUGAGGUCUUGAAGUAUUUAUAUUUAGGUCUUAAAUUCCCCCCUUGCCUUAAAAAGCUCAGGGCUGUUGCAUUGUGAUAGAUUGAGAUUUAAUUUUUACCUGUAAACAGAUGGAGUUUACCAGGAGUUAAAUUGCUUGCUUCCAGACAUCUCAAUGGAUUUAAAUUUGGGCCAUUCAGAUUUCAAGAUCAUUGCCCUCCAUCUUUUUAGUGCAUUUCAAGCCUUCAUCAUAACACAAUGCUGCCACCUUCAGAGAAAAUCUACAUAAAUUCCAAAUGAUAUGACUCUCAAAACAUGCAUUUUUUUUUAAUUUGGAGCUAGAGAAGGGUGGGGAAGGAAAGAGAGAACUGAACAGUUCUGAGAAGCAUGGUUGGUUUGUGGUAUAAAAAUUCUGCACUUAUUGGGAAGUCAGUACUUUUUUGCAUGGUAAGAAGGACCUAAUAAUAAUACCUGAAUGCCUGACUAGUUUGUUGUACUUGUUUGUGUUCUACUUUAGAGGAUCUAAUAUAGAUGCCAUCUCUUGGUAAGGUAGAUGUCAACCUACACAUUCAUGCCAUUUUCAUAUUAAGUACCUUUUAAAUGAAUUAGCAAUACACUUGACAAAAACAAAUCUUCCACCUUUAUCUGUAUGAUUUUUUUUUUAUAAAUGUGCUAUACCUUUCUCAGGAAAAAAAAUUUUACCAAGUGUGUGAAAAAUGAUUCUGUAGUAGUAUUUGUGUUAGUGUAAGGAUUUAAUGGAUGAUUUUUCAAAUUAAAUGAUAGAAUACUUCUUGAAACUUAAAAUAUAUAUAUAUGUAUGUAUAUAAUGGAUAAUUCAACAACACAUUCUAUAUAGGCAAUUCUAAAAGGUGCAGAUAAGAUGCUGAUCUGCAGGAGUGAAGGGAGCUCCCUACACUGAUGAAAUCAAAGAUAUAAAUAAAAAAAUAAUGCCCAUAUUGCAAAAUGAAUGACUUUGGAGCUAUAUGAACAUUUAUUAAAAAAUUUACCUAUUAGAAACACUUUCAUCAAUACAAGUUUUUCUGAACCAAACAUUAUGGAAAAGAUAUAGAGCAAUCUAAAUUCAUGUGAUUAGCUUUCACUUUUGGUAAUAAGAUUAUUAGUCUAGACUAAAUGUAUUAACUAGUAUUUCUUGUCAUCCAAAUUUUGGAGAGCCAACAGUUAAAUCCAGGGAAUGGAAUGGGAAUAGGAUUAAACACAGAUGGAAGUUUGUGAGUUUCUAGCAUGUUUGCUUGUGUGUUUGUGUUUAUGUCUAAGUGUUCUAUGUGUCUCUUUGUGUUCCAAGGCCAUAAAUAUAAGUGAUUAUUUGGAUUAUCAACUGUUUUUAUUAUCCAUAAUUGUUCCCUCAUUUAUCACAGGUAAUUUUGUUGGUUGUGUUUUAUUUUUAAGAUAGUCCCACAAGGUUGCCACUAAACUCUGGAUAUUGUCAAAUAAAUUAGGGGUUUCGUAACAAUCUCUGUCAUCCUAUAAAAAUAUUCUUUCCUAAAAGGGAGAGUUUUUGCUUUUGUUUAUUUUUCAAUGAUUGAAACUAUUUCUUUUGGUAAAUACAUGUUAAUAAGCUCUUGCUUUUAUAAUCUCUCCUUAAACUGUUAAAAUAUGUCCAAAUAGAAUAUGGGUUUAUAGAAAUACCCAAUGUGGCCUUUAUUUCAAGAAACAUGUGAUUUACUCUUUUUUUUCCUGAUGAAUAUGAACCUCCUAAAUUAUAAACAUAAAUAUAAACAUAUUUCUCCUUCUUGUCUCUUCUGGGAGAUGGCUCCAAGAUGCAGAAGGGAAACACAGCUUACCUUGAUUGUUCAGUUCUAGCAUUUUCUUACACCACUAUAACUAUGAUAUCUAAAGACUAGUGUACUACUUACCUACUCUAGGGAUUUUAAUUCAUAUCUUAAUUGAAUUGAAUUUGUGUGAAAAAAGCAUUCCCCUGAAAUGAAUCAGAUAAUACCAAAUGAUCUAAUUGUUGCCUAGAUAUGUAUGUUCACUUUUGAUAGAGUAUCGCUUGAAAUUGUCUAUUAAGUACUGACGCUAGAAAUAAUAUUGGGUACUCAAUUAUAUUAUAAAGUUGUCCUGAUUAGCAAUAAAACCCAAAGGAAGGCAAAACUAAAACAUAACUCUUCAGGAACUAGGGCAUAUUCAUCAGAAUCUUCUCUCAGACUACAUUUAUAUGGCCUAAAUAUAGUACAUUUAUGGAAACUGAAGCUCUAUUUAACUGAUUAUUAUACAGUUUGAAUUAUUCUGUGCUUUUGUUGUUGUUAUUGUUUUUUUUUUUUUUAACAUAGCAAAAAUCUUUGCAACCAUUUUAAAAACACAAUGAUUCAUAUGAUUUGGGUGUGACUGAAAUGCUGUCUUUUUGAAGUCAGGCCACUGGCAAUGUCCUAAAGCCAUUUCACCUCAAGCAUUUUCAUAACUUUUCUUAUCAUAUAGAGAUUACUUUCAUAAAAAUGGUGAGAUUGCAAGAAUUCAAACUUUGGUAUCGACUAUACAGACUUAGAGUAUUGAAAUCAGAUGCAUAUGACUAGUAGAUUCUGCUUAGUUUAUUAUCUGCUAAUAUUGAAUUAUAUUUAUUUAAGUGAAACUAUUUAAAUGACAUUAUAUGACUAUGAGGAGAUGAAAAAACAGUUAUUUUUAAAUUACUUACUCAUUCCCCCUGCUGAAAUAUCUUUAAUAUAUAUGUUAAAACCUGUUCUUUUUUUCUUCUUAUAUAUCUAAUUCCAAAUUAUGCUCUAUAUACAGUGUCUCAAAAUUCUUAGUGAUGUUUUUGAGAUAAUAUAAAUACUAUAGUAUCAGUUUUUAAAGCAUUCUGAAGGUAUGGUUUCAAUACAUCCUGAAUGGAGCCCACUUUAUUAAAAUAUUGUUCAUAUGAA